Molecule: messenger RNA, 3143 nt
Organism: Patiria miniata (bat star)
Lineage: Eukaryota; Metazoa; Echinodermata; Asteroidea; Valvatida; Asterinidae
Product: monocarboxylate transporter 12-like
Exons: 4
Coding region: 275-1570 (431 amino acids)
Biological process (GO): transmembrane transport; monocarboxylic acid transport
Molecular function (GO): monocarboxylic acid transmembrane transporter activity
Source: RefSeq, a predicted model, not a curated record
UAGGUGGUUAGGCCUAGUAUUUCCCUAUUCGCUAUUGAGGCUGCAUGUAUUGAUACACAUGUCACUGAAUAGGCCUGCAACUAGCACUCAGUAGGCCUAGGCCCUACUCCGCGCGGACUCGAGUAUACCAUUCAGUUCACAGCAAACUAGAAAUAAGACGAGACAAUCUCACAAACUCCUGGAUGUCCACGGCCAUCCGAUACCCGUUCUUAAACCUUGGAGUAAGAGCAUCGAAAUUCACGCGCCCUGUUCCUUUUACCAAAAUCUCCGGACUAUGAGCGGGGCGCUGAGCAACAGUGUGGAGGGGCCGGACGGCGGAAGGCCCGGCUGGGUGGCGGUCCUCGCGCUCUGGACCAAAAACGUGAUGGAGAUCGGCACCGCUAAAGGUAUCGGGAUAAUGCUGCCGAUUUUGCAACACCAGCUGACCGACCAAAUGUGGAUUCUCGGCUGGAUAGCGUCCCUGAUCGCAAUCGGUGGAUUCGUAGCUCCUUUCGGAGGAUUAGUGAGCAGGCGCUUUGGGGCUGGUUACGUCAUGAUGACGUGUGGCGUGAUGAUGAGUGCAGCGGCCAUUGCCGGAUCGUUCGUCGAGAACUCUCUGCAACUGGCGUUGCUGUACACGUUACUGGCAGGUACUUCUACAGGUAUAUCGCAAGUCGUUGGAAACGAGGCUGUCGGACGCUGUUUUACCAAGAACUACGCCACAGCCAAUGGCGUCGCACGAUCCGGCUACUCUGUGGGACUGAUCGUCUUCGCGCCCCUGGUUCAGCUUUUCUUGAACACAUACGGCUGGAGAGGAACCCUGUUACUUGUGGGAGCCAUCACCAUGCAUUCUGUUGCGAGUGGCGCCCUCAUGGUGGCAAACCCGCAGCCUAAACUUGAUCAGUCAAGCGCAUACCAAACGCUCCCCCAGACCGAACACACUAAUUCGUCUUCGGCACACGAGAGCGCUCUCCGUUCUCACUGUGGUUCGCUGAGGAAGUUCGUCUCUAAGAACUUCGACGCAGGACUACUUCUCAACGCGCGCUACUGGUCGGUGGCCAUCCUAUAUUGCUGCACGAUCUACGCGUACCUCAUGUGGAUCGUGUAUUUCGUGUCGCAGGCGCAGUCCAACGGGUUCACUUUGGAGGAGGCGGGGUCUUUCGUGACCAUCGGGGGCAUUGCGAACCUGUUUGGUAAAAUCAGUCAGGGACUUAUCACCGACCGCGGAGUGAUAUCUUCGUGGACUCUGGUUGCCGGUUUUCUCGUCAUUAGCUCCGUCGCCUACGUCGCCUCCUCCUGGCUGACUUCUUAUUGGACAAUGAUGACGUCAUCCGUGCUGAUUUUGUUCAGUGACGGGGUCUUGUCCUGCCAGACGGAUGUUCUCAUCAAGCAGGUUCUUGGUGUCGAGUUAAUUGCUGGUGCUUUUGGCUGGAUCGGGCUGAAGGUGGCGCUGUUAACAUUCGCUUUUGGAUUUCUACCAGGUUUGGUUUACGACUUGACCGGAAGUUACACAGCAGCCUUUCUACUGAUAGGCAGCGUGCAGGCUGUACCACUGGUGCCUUUGCUGAUGCUAAGAUAUUCUCAACGGUAGAACCUCGCAGAGUUUUUGCAGUGAUGGGGCCGGGUUCAUAAUUAUUGACUGUGAUUAUUAAAUAGCCCGAAUGCCUCGCGUGUAUCAAGCUUGGAGGUAUUGAUCUUCAAUUUAUUUUCGUAAAACGCUCCAUUUUACCUUAAGAAUACCGAAUUCGAGAUUUUCGGGGAGGAGGGGGUAGGGAAGGUGAGGGGGGGGGGGUGGAGAGAGACGGGGGCGCUGAUACUUUCCGACGCCACCGCCCCAAAAUUGGCGGGGCCAUUGUUUAAAAAAAACCUGUAUGCACAAAAUUCAUUCAAACGAAGACUCAUAAUAAGGAAACAAGCGACCGCGGCUAGCCAACUGUCAAAUUCACUGCCUUAAAAUCCCACUAAUUAACGCUUUGGUUAUUAGCUUCGGUUGAUAGCUCGAUGUGGACCUACAUGCAUCAACAUCGGGGGCGGGGGGGGGUCAAAAUCAAUUUUUCUUGGCCAAGGUCGGCCUCUCGUGAUAUUAGUGACCCCAAUUGUUCAAGUGAGGGCGCACUAUACCGCCGUGCCAUCGACUGUGGCGUUUAAUUCCGUGUUAGCGGCCAUCGAUUCAUAAAGAAUUUAAUUCGGUAUUGGGAAAUGCAUUUGGGUGGUAAACUUACACGUUCGAUAUUUCGAAAUACGUUCUUUUUGAAAAUGCAUUUGAUUAUUUUGUGAAGAAUGUACGUUCGAUUUUCAAAAAUUAUGCAGAUCCGUGCCAACCGGCAGAGGCAUGGAGGCCGAGUACUUGUUGCAGUGUGCAAACGAGUAAAGUAUAUUUCGACUUUAGCAGGAGCCCGCCGUCAAAACAGCGGCGGGCUAAUCGAACUAGCCCGGUUGGCGAGUUUUGGGCUACGGCAACGGGACAGGGAGAAAUAAAUCAUUAAACUCAGAUAGCAAUUAAAUCUGUAGCUGUAUCAGAUUGAAUGAUUAUAUCUGUUAAUUAAAAACACUGACAAGAUUGUUUCCAGUAUGCACAUAUUUAUGAGACACUCUGUAAAUGGAAAAUAUGCAGGCUAUUGUGAAAAGUGCACGCGGGCUAGGUCGAACCCUGAUUACGUGAAAUUACAUUACAUUUGAACGGCAUACAAACAAAAAAGUCAUCGACAAUGCAUUUUUCUUUCCAAUUUAUUCAUUUUUUUGUAGAGGAUCUUGAUACAAUAUUAUUCCCGUUCCUUUUUACGAAACUUUUUCUGACAUUAUGCCAUGUCCAUGCAAACUUACAGAAGGAAUGUAGUGGUCCGUAUGUAAAAACAGCAAUCUUGCUAAUCAUCAAUUUUGGGAAGUUCCCCAUAUUGUACAUCAUUUUCGUUUGCAACAAAAGGGCUAACAAUCUAAGGAAGGGUGUUUUGAACAACUAACUUGAUUUCAAAAAUCGUCGUCACAAUUGUCUUCAAACAUCACCAGCAUUAAACCUCGGUUUAAAAGUUAAAACUAUUCAACAAAGUCAUUUUGAAGGCCCGUCUUUAAAAAAAAAAUUAUAUAUUAAUUAUUCAUAUUAAUUGCUAUAAUGACUUUGUUACUGUAAAGAUACUAUGUACAGUUGUUGACAGUUGUUGAAACAA